Molecule: messenger RNA, 315 nt
Organism: Ilex paraguariensis (yerba mate)
Lineage: Eukaryota; Viridiplantae; Streptophyta; Magnoliopsida; Aquifoliales; Aquifoliaceae
Source: the annotation of a GenBank genome assembly
AUGGCCGCAAUCUCAUCUUUAUUCUCUCCUAAUUUACUCCACUACCCAACAAUCCAACAAUCACCGCUCUCAAAACCCUCUUUCCAAAUCCUUAAACCCCAAAUUCAGCUUAAACUCCGAUUUUCACCUCUGUUUACAAACCCUAAAGAACAAAGAAGACUCUCUGCUGUUGCAGAGGAAACACUGGUAUCUACGCAAGACCAGGCCGCCGCGAGGCGAUUGUAUGUAGGAAAUAUUCCGAGGAACGUCAACAACGAUGAGCUCAGGCGGAUUGUGGAAGAGCACGGUGAGGUAGAGAAGGCUGAGGUGACUUAA